GCAUCAGAUGAGGGGAAAUAGUAUUCUAGCUUCUAAUACAUGUAACAAGAUAAAUUUUGUGGGAUUAAUGAUGGCCAAAUUCCUGCUCUUCCUCUUCUUCUUGGUCAGAGCAUGCUCUGCAGGUCCUGAAGACCUCUCUGGGAAAGUUUUUGUUUUUCCAAAGCAGACGAAUACUGCCUCAGUGAAGAUUACACCAGCAGCCCAGAGCUUCCCUGCCAUAUCUGUGUGCUUGAGGUUCAUUUCAGAUGUCAGCAGACAUUACGCUUUAUUCUCAGUGGCUACACCUUCCAAUCAGAACGCUUUUCUGUUGUGGCGACAGGCACCAGGUCUUCCCAAAAUUUUGCUUAACGAUAAAGGUGACCCUUUCACAAAGUUGUUGAUGGAGGAGGGUGCAUGGAAUUCAAUAUGCGCAACGUGGGACUCUGUGACUGGACUGGGCCAGGUGUGGCUCAAUGGGAAACCCAGCCCCAGAAAGCACGUGCACCCUGGGGCUGCAGUGGAGGGACAGCCCAUAAUAAUCCUGGGUCAAGAUCAGGACUCCCACGGUGGGAAUUUUGAUGCAGAACAAUCCUUUGUCGGUGAACUUACUGAUGUGCACAUGUGGAAUUAUGUCCUGCCUUCUGACGAAAUUCAGAAUUUUAUGACUGGCCAGAAUUUCAAAUCAGGGAAUGCUGUCAGCUGGAGGUCCCUGGAGUACAGUUUGCAUGGGGAGGUGGUCAAAGCAGAUGAGCAGACAUCCUGUAAAAAGUAAUUUCAUAAGCAUUCCAAGAACACUCAUGCUAUCUGGUUAUUCAAAAGCCUUUUCCUGCUUUCUUCAUU
Megalops cyprinoides (Indo-Pacific tarpon) is the source of this 819-nucleotide messenger RNA. Its product is annotated as serum amyloid P-component-like. The record is from RefSeq and is a predicted model, not a curated record. NCBI's taxonomy places the organism in Eukaryota, Metazoa, Chordata, Actinopteri, Elopiformes, Megalopidae. The transcript has 4 exons. The coding region runs from base 8 to 751 and encodes 247 amino acids.